AUGGAGGACCAUCAUCAUCAAAACCACCAAGUUCAGUACGGUAUAGCGCAACCAUCUCUUCAUUUCUCAUCUGAUCUCUUCGGCUUCAACCUCGUGUCGGCGCCGGACCAGCACCAUCGUCCUCAUUUGACCGACCAUGAGAUAAGUUUCUUGCCACGUGGUAUACAAGGGCUUACGGUGGCUGGAAACAACAGUAACUCUAUAGUAGCGAGCACAAGCUGUGCUCGUGGUGGGUUUAGUGGCUUUACCGACGGUGGAGGAACAGGGAGGUGGCCGAGGCAAGAGACGUUGAUGUUGCUGGAGGUCCGAUCUCGUCUUGAUCACAAGUUCAAAGAAUCCAAUCAAAAGGGUCCUCUUUGGGAUGAAGUUUCUAGGAUUAUGUCCGAGGAACAUGGAUACACUAGGAGUGGCAAGAAGUGCAGAGAGAAGUUUGAGAAUCUGUACAAGUACUAUAAAAAGACAAAAGAAGGCAAAGCUGGUCGACGUCAAGAUGGUAAAAACUAUAGAUUUUUCCGGCAGCUUGAAGCCAUCUACGGCGAAUCCAAAGACUCAGUUUCUUGCUAUGACAACUCGCAGUUCAUAAUGACUAAUGCUCUCCAUAGUUUUCACGCUCCGAACAUUCACCACAACGCUGUCAGUCAUAUUCAUCAGAAUCCCUUGAGCAAUAAUACUCAAAGCCUUAGCAUUUCUAACAAUUUGAACUCAUCCUCCGAGUUGGAUAUAAGUUCCUCCUCCGAAGGAAACGUAUCUACUAGAAGCGAGGGGAUGAACUGGAAGGCAAAGAUCAAGGAAUUCAUUGGUAUUCAUAUUGAGAGGCUAAUAGAGAAGCAAGAUUUUUGGCUUGAGAAGUUGGUGAAGACUGUGGAAGACAAAGAGCAUCAAAGGAUGGUUAAGGAAGAGGAAUGGAAAAGGGUUGAAGCAGCAAGAAUCGAAAAAGAACGUUCGUUGUGGACAAAGGAAAGGGAGAGGAUGGAAGCUCGGGAUGUUGCGGUGAUUGAGGCCUUGCAGUACCUUACGGGGAAGGCAUUGAUAAGGCCGAACUCUUCAUCCCCUACAGAGAGGAUCAAUGGGAACAUAAGCGACCAAACGAUGGCUGAUGAAGAAAAUAAGAGCAAGAUGGAGAAAAAAAUAAUGAGCAAGAAAAGGAAAGAGAAGUGGUCAAGCCACGGUGGGAAUCAACUGAGAAUCAAAGAGAAUACGAUGAUGAUAUAUGACAAUCAAGAAGACCCGAGCUGCGAUGUUGAGCAAGGCCAUCAUGAAGGCUAUUCACCUUCAAACUCCAAGGAAGGAAACCCGAGCUGCGGCAUUGCUAUGGCGGCUAGUACAAACUGCUUUCCAAUGCUCGUUGGAGAUGGAGAUCAAAACUCGUGGGAGGGUUAUGGUUUGAAGCUAAGGAAAGAAGAUAAUCAUCAGUAAGCUAACUUUUGCCAUUCUCAAAAUGAAGAAUAAAGGCUACUUAGGGAAGAUGAACAGCCCUAGUUAACCGCAAUGUGGAAUUAAUAACAAGUGAAGUUAGUAUAACCAAUUAUUU
Capsella rubella is the source of this 1531-nucleotide messenger RNA. Its product is annotated as trihelix transcription factor PTL. Lineage: Eukaryota; Viridiplantae; Streptophyta; Magnoliopsida; Brassicales; Brassicaceae. The transcript is spliced from 2 exons. The record is from RefSeq and is a predicted model, not a curated record. Bases 1 to 1416 code for a protein of 471 amino acids.